Molecule: messenger RNA, 1670 nt
Organism: Sarcophilus harrisii (Tasmanian devil)
Lineage: Eukaryota; Metazoa; Chordata; Mammalia; Dasyuromorphia; Dasyuridae
Gene: TMEM98
Product: transmembrane protein 98
Exons: 7
Coding region: 220-900 (226 amino acids)
Cellular component (GO): endoplasmic reticulum
Source: RefSeq, a predicted model, not a curated record
UACUUCCCAGCAUGCCCCGCUCUCUUGGGGAGCUGCUACGGGGAGCAAAGCUCCCAGCCGACUUUUCUAAUCAGUCUGGCGGCAGUUUGGAGCCUGUUCACUUUUACUCUAAACACCAGAGCCAGGAAUGUGUCCCGGAGCCCGCAGGAUUGGGUGACCUAACAUGUUUUAGGGGAAUCCUGGGAUGUAACUGAGUCUAGGACGAGCAAACUUGCGAUCAUGGAAACCGUUGUGAUUGUCGCCAUUGGCGUGCUGGCUACCAUUUUUUUGGCCUCAUUUGUGGCCUUGGUUGUGGUCUGCAGACAACGUUACUGUCGGCCCCGAGAUCUGCUCCAGCAUUAUGACUCCAAACCAAUCGUGGACCUAAUUGGUGCUAUGGAGACCCAAUCAGAACCUUCCGAGUUAGAACUGGAUGACGUCGUUAUCACCAACCCCCACAUCGAGGCCAUUCUAGAGAAUGAAGAUUGGAUUGAGGAUGCCUCGGGCCUCGUAUCUCAUUGCAUUGCUAUUUUGAAGAUCUGCCAUACUCUGACAGAAAAACUUGUUGCCAUGACAAUGGGUUCAGGGGCAAAGAUGAAGACUUCUGCCAGUGUCAGUGACAUCAUUGUAGUGGCUAAGCGGAUCAGUCCCAGAGUGGAUGACGUUGUGAGAUCCAUGUACCCUCCGCUGGACCCUAAGCUUCUGGAUGCCCGCACAACUGCUCUCCUUCUGUCGGUCAGUCAUCUGGUGCUGGUGACCAGGAACGCCUGCCACCUGACCGGCGGCCUGGAUUGGAUCGACCAGUCAUUGUCAGCAGCCGAGGAGCACUUGGAAGUGCUCCGGGAAGCAGCUUUGGCCUCUGAGCCAGAGAGGGGUCUCCCAGGUGCUGAGGGCUUCCUUCAGGAGCAGUCUGCCAUCUAGCUGUGGCUAGCUUGCCACAGGGGAGCAGACUUCUGGCACUCCAGUGAAUCUUUAGUUUUUGGGUUUUUCUGUAGGAUUUAGUCGGCUCGCUCAGCUCCCAAGUGAAGCUCUUUGUGCAUACGUGAGUAUGGCAGCACGACCCACUGGCAGCUAUGGUUACCACUGGUGGCCAGUGGUAAUGUGGUGUAGAGAUCAUAGUGUUUAACUGGCUGUCACUUUUAGGGUUUGAGCAUUUCCUCUUGGCCCCAUGCCCACACAUUGGGUACGCUGCCACAUCUGGAUUGUCCCAUCUUAGCAACGGUCUGGUGGUCUGCAUAAUUAAGUGCUUCUUAGUUAACGGAAUUUCAUUGAUAUGAGACAUAAUCCUGGAAAUAUGGAAGGAGGGGCUCCUUUCUCCAGAGAUGUGUUUGGCAAAUAACAAAAGAAGUUGGUGGGAAGGGGGUGGGUGGGUACUUUUCAGUGGGUACUUUUCAGUCAAUGAACCUUAGGGGACUCAGAAUUGAAGACCUUGAAGUCUCAAGGAUAUAUAAUGGAGCAUCAGUCAUAGAAAAGUGGCUUUGGAGCCAGGAAAAACUGGGUGCUUCUCUGUUUCAUCUCUGAUAAGCUGAUGGGGUGGACAAGUUGCUUAACACCUAUGUCUUGGGCAACUGGACUAGAAAUCGAAAGCAAUUUCCAACCUGGGAGAGGGAAUUUCCUUAUAGAGAAUUUCUUAUACCUGUGAAUGAGGGAAGGAAAUAAGCAUUUAUUAAAUCUCUAUUAUGUACCCAUAA